Molecule: messenger RNA, 2289 nt
Organism: Acaulospora colombiana
Lineage: Eukaryota; Fungi; Glomeromycota; Glomeromycetes; Diversisporales; Acaulosporaceae
Source: the annotation of a GenBank genome assembly
AUGGCACAAUUUGCUGAUUUGGUCGAUAGAUUAGAACAAAUUAUAGGUGGAAAGACUAGUUCUCGGGAAGAAGAGGAAUUGGUGGCGCUGAUCCUGACGGGGAGCGGAAACACGUUUUGCUCGGGAUUUGAUUUGAGUGUAGCAAAGCAGCAUAUUCUAACCUCUGAGAAUGGAGCAAGAAUGAGUUCUCUAAUGCAAGACACACUAUUCCGAUUUGGUCAACUACCUCUGAUAUCCGUUGCCGCCAUCGAAGGUCAUGCGCUGGGAGGAGGUGCUGAACUUUCGACCGCAUGCGAUCAUCGGUAUACCGCAAAGGUUCGAUUUGUGCAGGUGAAGAUGGCGACUACACCCGGAUGGGGCGGCGGAGGGAGAUUGAUCAGGAUAGUAGGAGGGGUUAACGCAUUGAGAAUCAUGGGGGCUACUGUGCUAUUGACCGGACAACAUGCGUUGGAUAUAGGAUUUGCUGACGCCCUAGCCGAAAAUGGAGAGUCUGCGUUGAAUAAAUCGAAGGAGUUCUUGGAUCCCUAUGUGUAUUUUUAUGCACAUAGGGAAGGAGAGUCGGUUUCCGAGAGGAGAAGGAAUUCCGUCAGAGCGGUUCGAGGAAUCAAAUCCAUCAUCGCACGGGCUAACAAUGAUGAGGCGCAGAAGGAAUUCUUGCGAUGGGAACAUCGCUUGUUCACUAAUUAUUGGGGUCAACACGAGAAUGUUGCUGCGAUGUCUGUUAAACAACAACAAAUCAAUCUCAAGGUCUACGACAACGUCUUGAGCGGGUUCCUCCUGGUUCGACCCGUAUGGGUUGACGACGAGACCGUCAAAACCUGUAAGAGUUGUGGGACCUCUUUUACUCCUCUCCGGCGAAAGGCGCACGGUGCUAGGGGACUGUUGGACAUUGUCGAACGCAAGAAUGAACAAGAAUUGUCCAAUUUCAUCACUUAUGGAGGACUGGAUGCGCUGGUGUAUUUGUGUCGAACCUCGCAAUCGUACGAUCUACACUUCUGGGGGACGACUGCCCUGGCCAACAUUUCUGGAUAUGACUCCCUCAAGCCAUACAUCAUCAUGAAAGGUGGACUUCAGCAUUUGUAUAACCUCAUAUUGUUUUACUUUGAAAAAUUGGAAUCUCAGGAUCUUUCAAUUACCACGAGGAUUUUGGAUCACAUUUCAUCCAUAGUUCAAAAUAUAGGGAAUAUAUUAUACUGCUUAUCCACCACGGAUUCCCUAUGUCGACGGAUGUUACCUGAUGAUACCUCGUUAGACGCAAUCCUCAAAUUGUCGAGUUUUCGGAUAGGGAACAUUGUUGAUGACGAGGAGGAAGAUGAGACGCUUACGUCUUACGAGGAAAUACGACUUCGCGUGGAAUUAGCACAGGCCCUAGCAUCGAAAUCCAUCUCGAAUCUAGCUGGCAAUCAUUCUCACCAGCUCCUGAUAAUCGAGUCCCCAACAGGAAGCUUGGAUCGCCUGAUGAGCUUGUUACAAUCAAACGUUUAUGAAGUUCGAAAGUAUGCGGCCAAAUCGAUUGCAUACCUGUCCCUAAGGAAUGAUAAGUAUAAGUCAAUCUUAAUUAAGAAUGGUCGGGCCGAGAUACUCGCUUCCGUGGUCGAUGUUGAAGACGAGGAAUCGGCAAAAGCUGAUCAAGUCACCAUAUCUCACGCGUGUUGCGCGAUGGCGAAUUUGGCGACAAAUGUUGAAUCUCAGCAAUUCCUGAUCCGUCAAUCGAAUCUGUUAUCAAAUUUAUGUCGGAUGGUCAAAUACUUUAUUAAAGAUAGAGAAGUUCAACGGCACAUAGCCCGACUACUAGCAAAUUUUGCAUUAUACGACGAAAACAAAAUGCGAAUGUUGGCUUAUCAAAUAAUCUCAAUUGACGAUGACACGAGUCAAAGUGAAGAAUCCUGGGGAAGCGUCAUUUCAACACUUAUUGCCAUCGGAGAUUCACCAGUAUCAGAUGUGGAAAUUCAGCGACACAUUAUCCGUGCCCUCGAUAAUCUUUCAACAGACGUUCCGCCGAGAUCGCGUUCCAAGCUGAGUCCCUGCAUACCUUUAAUAAAUCGAAUAUUGGAAAUGGUCAAAGAUGAAGACAUCCGCAAACGAGCUACACACGUGCUGAACAAGUUAACCCCAUCCUCACCACCGGUCAGCGAUGUCGACGAUUUGUUUGAAAAACAGAAAUCUUGCAAUGGUACCGAUUCGCAAGAGUCAGAGUCUGAUUUACCCGUCCAAAAUCUAAUCAUUUUUGAUGAUUGUGACGUUCCACGGUCGGAACUAACUGACGAUGAUUCAACUUUAGUAUCGUAG